Messenger RNA from Papaver somniferum (opium poppy), 1869 nucleotides. Its product is annotated as pentatricopeptide repeat-containing protein At1g74900, mitochondrial-like. Bases 222 to 1706 code for a protein of 494 amino acids. The transcript has a single exon. NCBI's taxonomy places the organism in Eukaryota, Viridiplantae, Streptophyta, Magnoliopsida, Ranunculales, Papaveraceae. Gene Ontology annotation, molecular function: protein binding. The record is from RefSeq and is a predicted model, not a curated record.
UUGAGAAUAAGAAAAGGAACUAGAUUUAGGUUUUGAUUUUAGUUUUAGGUUUUUGUUUUAAGUGGAAUGUAAUUUAGACAUUUGCUACUGUAUCAAGCCACUCCAUAACCAAUUUUUCAGUCACUAACAAUGUAUGUGAAGCCCCGGCUUCUGCACAAAGGUCUUAUUCACUCUUUCGCCCAGGCAAGCAAAAGCACUGAAGAAGCUGAACGUGUUUUCAAAUGUUCCUUUACUUCAAACAAAUCUCCUCAAAGAGAAGAAACAACCAUUUCCUUCUUCUUCAACACUCAUUUCACCACUCUAAAUCCCCAGUAAACCCUCCACAACCACAACCAUUACAAGAAGAAUCAGUAAUAGCUAAUCUAAUCAUACAAAACUCAACAAACACCCUAACCCAAGCCCUAGAAAAUUGCUCAAUUUCAUGGUCACCUGAAUUAGUCAACCGAGUUCUCAAACGUUUAUGGAACGAUGGACCAAAAGCCCUAGCUUUUUUCCAAUCCUUAGAAAAUCAUCAAACAUACAAACAUUCAUCAUCUUCAUAUGAUCAUGCAAUUGAUAUUGCUGGUAGAUUAAAAGAUUACAGAACAUUAUGGACUCUUGUUUCUCGAAUGCGUGCCCGACGCAUCGGUCCUACACCCAAAACGUUUGCUAUUAUUACUGAGAGAUAUGUUUCAGCUGGUAAACCUGAUAAAGCUGUGAAAAUUUUCUUAUCAAUGCAUGAAUAUGGAUGUCCUCAGGAUUUGCAUUCAUUCAACACAAUUCUUGACAUUCUCUGUAAGUCGAAAAGGAUUGAGAUGGCUUAUCAUUUGUUCAGAUCUUUUAAGUUUAAAUUUAGAGCUGAUGUUAUUAGUUAUAAUAUAAUUGCUAAUGGUUGGUGUUUAAUAAAGAAGACUUCAAAGGCUUUGGAGAUUUUAAAGGAAAUGGUUGAAAGAGGAUUGGAACCGAGUUUGUCUACUUAUAAUGUUUUACUUAAAGGUUAUUUCAGAGCUGGACAGAUUAAACAAGCUUGGGAUUUUUUUAAGGAAAUGAAGAGAAGGGGGUGUGAGAUUGAUGUUGUUACUUAUACUACUGUUAUUCAUGGAUUUGGGAUUGUGGGGGAAAUUGGUAAAGCUAGGAAGGUGUUUGAUGAAAUGAAUAGACGAGGUUGUCUUCCUACAGUUGAGACUUAUAAUGCUUUCAUUCAGGUUUUGUGUAAGAAGGAUAAUGUGGAGAAUGCCAUUGUGAUUUUUGAUGAGAUGGUGAGCAAAGGGUAUGUACCGAAUCAGUCGACUUAUAACGUGGUGAUCAGAGGGUUGUGUCAUGCUGGGAAAAUGGAAAGAGCAAUGGAGUAUAUGGGGAGAAUGAAAGAGGAUGAGUGUGAGCCGAAUGUGCAGACAUUUAAUGUGGUUAUUCGGUAUUAUUGUGAUACUGGGGAGCUUGAGAAAGCAUUUGAGGUUUUUGAUAAGAUGGAUGGUGGAACCUAUUUGCCUAAUGUAGAUACUUAUAAUGUUUUAAUAGGAGCGAUGUUUGUGAGGAAGAAGCCGGAUGAUAUGGUAAUAGCAGGGAAUUUAUUAGUGGAGAUGGUGGAGAAAGGGUUUAUGCCUCGAAGGUUUACCUUUAACAGGGUCUUGAAUGGACUUACGGUGAUUGGGAAUCACGAGUUAGCAAAAGAAAUUUUGAGAGUGCAGAGCAGUUCUGGUCGACUUCCUCGUGCAUUUAAGAUGUGAAUUGGCCAAUAUGGAACCCAAUUCACCAAGCCUUCAAACUGGUUGUUGUGUGUAAAUGCAUGAAAUCCCUCUUGUCCCAUCUGUAACAUAGCUAGCAUACAGGAGUUAAAAAAAAUAAUAUAAGAAUCGGUUUCAUGGCGUUCAACGUGUUCACUAUAUCAAA